UUCGACGUGCAAUUGAUUUGGCAUUGGAAGAAUGUGAAAGACAAAAUAAAAGUAAAAGUGAAGCAGAACUUUUGACUACUCAUGUACUUGAAGCAAUAAAAGAAUCAAUCGCCUCAAUUCGAAUGCAAUUUUUCUAUUCACUUUCAAAGCACGAAUAUUUAAUUUUUAAAGCAUUAAUUAAUGAAUUGGUUGCAACAGCUUUAGAUGAUGUCGAUUUUUCUUUUGUUUUUAUGAGAUAUAAAAAGUUGUGUACUUCUGAACAUUUAAUGCCUUUACCUUUAGAAGCAGCAUUUUAUCACAUUCAGGAAAUGGCUACUUUCCAAUUUGUUGUAAUCUCUUCAAAAAAUAUUAAACUCCAUUGCCGAAUUAAACUUGGAUUUCCUUUGAGUGAAGCAGAAUUUUGUUUGAGGCAAAUGGAUAAUUUAACAAAGAAGGCUAUUUAAUUAACAAUUUUUUAAAAAAUUUUUGGGAAGGUUUUUAAUUAUUUUUUUAUUAUUUUAUGUAUACAAGGGAAAGCCUUUGAUAAAAAUAUUUUUCGUGAAUUUUAGAAGAAAAAAGAAAAAAGUCUUGAUGUCGAGGCAGGGGCAAUUUUCUUUAACAUUCUUUUUAAUUCUCACAAUCCCAUGCUAUCCCCUAGUUAUUUUUUGGGAUAAUUUAGUUUUUUAUUUUCUCAAGGGGUUAACUUUGACCUUUUUUUAAAAUUCUUUUUUUUCUUAAUAUUUUUGAAGGCUUUUCCCUCUUUUUU
Meloidogyne enterolobii is the source of this 745-nucleotide messenger RNA. The record is from the annotation of a GenBank genome assembly. Lineage: Eukaryota; Metazoa; Nematoda; Chromadorea; Rhabditida; Meloidogynidae.